Molecule: messenger RNA, 1114 nt
Organism: Schistocerca gregaria
Lineage: Eukaryota; Metazoa; Arthropoda; Insecta; Orthoptera; Acrididae
Product: DNA repair protein XRCC2-like
Exons: 1
Coding region: 112-945 (277 amino acids)
Biological process (GO): double-strand break repair via homologous recombination; DNA strand invasion
Cellular component (GO): replication fork; Rad51B-Rad51C-Rad51D-XRCC2 complex; centrosome
Molecular function (GO): four-way junction DNA binding
Source: RefSeq, a predicted model, not a curated record
UAAUCUUUGAGAUGGAUUUGUUUUCCCCGCGAAAAGUCCUCAUUUAAAUAGCAGUAAUUUUAUGCAGUGUCGUGUAUUCACUCUAUUGAAAUGUAAUUUUUAUUGGUUGUAAUGGCAUUUCAAUGCGAUGCGGAAUCCGGAGUUCAGUUUCUAUCCAGAUGUGGUGCCAAUUUGAGCCUUAAAGGGAUAGAUACGGUGAUAUUUGAAACUGGCCCCGAAUUAAAUGAUGUGAUUGAAAUUACUGGCGAUCCAUCGUGUGGAAAGACGUUACUUGUGACGAAGUUUUUAGUGAAAUGCGUAUUACCGAAAGAAUGGGGAAAAUUCCAUAUUGGCGGGCUGAAUGUUGGGGCUAUAUUGAUGGAUACAGACCAUCACUUUCAUUUGCUAAAACUUGUAAAUUUGAUGGAGCUACAUCUUAUGAAAUGUAGGACACACAGUGAAGAUGUUGAGGACAAUAAAACAGUGUUAGAUUCGGCGACUGUGGAGAAAAUAAUCAAGGAAUCUCUAAGAAAACUUAUAAUUCUUAAAUGCUACGACAGUGCACAGUAUCAAAUUACAUUGUAUUCUUUAGAAAGACUGUUAAGCGUCAACCGAUAUGUUAGUCUGCUGGUGCUAGAUAGCAUAACUGCGUACUAUUGGCAGGAUGUUGCCCAGGGUGGCGUUCGUAAAAUGGAUCUUUACGUGAAGAAAAUGCUUCAGACGAUAAAGAAGUGCCUCAUGGAGUAUAAACUAGUGCUAAUGUAUACCAAGCAAACAUAUUUCCAAUCAACAAAAUCUUCCACAGACAGUCAUGAUGAUAAGACCACACCUACAUACAGAAUUCAUCUCCAGCAAUGUCAGGGCCAAUUGAAUAAUAAUCUGUUCUAUGCACAGAUUAGUGGACAAGGCAAAACUAAAUGUAUUUUGUAUAAAAUUGAUAACAGUGGUAUAACAUGGAAUCCUUAAAGCAGUCAGUCUUAUAUUAAAGUUGAGUUCUGAUACCAUCAAUUUACUAUUCUUCGUUUGCCAUUUGUCAGAAUAUAAUCAGCCAUGUUUUUUACAGUGUAGCAAGUGUGAAUUGUCUGUAUGAUGUAUUAUAGUUAGUUUAUGAAUGAAAUUUAGCUUCACAUCGUGA